AUGGCCGCAGGAACAGGCCCAAAGAUCUAUUUGAAGACACCAACAAUCAAGUCAGAGAUCAAAGAUGUCGAGGCCGCUGAGGGACGUAAGCCGGCCCACCAUGGCGAGAAAAAUACAUCAUCCGGACCACACUUGCUCUUGAGGAAACGGAACCCCAACAGUCUACACCUUACAGAAGAACCAAGCCCCCAACGCCGCUUGGCUGGUGCACACGAUGUCAUCCUUGGAUCCUUUGCUCACACCUCUACAGCCCCUCGAGGCGCUUUAGACUCCAGGGCGCUGAAAACAUCUCCAGUACCAUCUCCUGGGGCAAGUACCAGUCAUCUGCAGCUCGAGCAUCUCCUCCAAGCUGUAGAUGCAGAUCUCGACGGGUACGGUCUUGAGGAAUCGCGGGAUGGAUUCUUCGACGCUGCCUUUAAUCGGCCGUUAAAACGCAAUCAUGAGGAUCUGAUGAUGAAAGCAGCCGAGACUUUGCCAGAUGCAUUCCGGAAGAAGAAUCAUCCACUCUCGUUACGGCGAUUCCUGCCUCAGCAAUUUCGCGAAGCAAAGGCUUUUUUCCAGAGGAUUAGUACGUCUAGGGCAGGUAUCCGCCUUUUGAAGACAUUUCUUGGGUUUAUAAUUACUUAUAUCAUCUGUCUAAUACCAGCUUCAAGGGACUGGCUUGGCAAAUAUAAUUACAUUAUGGUUAUUUCUGCAAUCAUCAAUCACCCAGGAAGAGCGGUCGGUAGCCAGCUUGACGGUACUAUUCUCACUAUCCUCGGUACCGUCGCUGGCUUGGGCUGGGGGUCUCUAGCUCUUUACGUCUCCACAUCUACGGCUACAGCCCAGUCCGGAUACGGCGGUAUAUUGGCUACUUUCCUUAUUAUCUUCGCUGUACUCAUCGGCUGGUUACGAUGCGUCUUCAUCAGGCUCUAUCAAGCCGUACUCUGUGCUGGAAUUGCCAUCGUUUACACAUGUCUAGCAGACACAUCCCAGAGUGUGGGCUGGAAAAAGGUCUUCGAUUAUGGCAUACCGUGGGUACUAGGCCAGGCUGUUUGCCUUAUCAUCGCAGUCCUCGUUUUCCCAGAUGCUGGUUCAAGGUCGCUUGCACUUGCUCUUCAUGAUUCAUUGAACACAAUACAAGCGGGACUUGUGUUACCAUCCCCGGAGAUGCCGUUUCUGAAACGCAAGCUUGCCUGGCAGUUCGUCAAUAUCUCUCAGGCUGUUCGAGACUUUACUCUCGAAUUUACGUUUUCACGUUUCCUUCCCAACGAUGUUGCACUGAUACGCAACCUGAUCCAAGGUGUCAUACGAUCUAUCUUGGCAAUCACCCCUGACCCAACUCUCUUUGCCGAUUCCGAUUCGCCCACUGAGCCAGCCUUCGAGCAGAGUACCGGUGAUGUGCAGCAGGGUCCCAUACUCCACCAUGAUCGAGCCAAGCGGACAAUUUGCCACACCCUCAAGGAGCCCACGAGAGUAUUGAUUGACGCCAUGGUAGCCAAUAUUACGCGCGCAGACCAAACGAUUUUAUCUAUUGGUGGGCAAAAAGCCGCAAAAAACGAACCAUACAUCCUUUCGCAAGCCCUGGACAAUCUGCGAACCGCCAAGGAAGCGUUCGACUCAGCCGACGCUCUACUGGUCGCGCACCCCCAUUUGCCGUCUGAAUAUGCCAAAAGUCCUGAUGUGAUACAGCUUUUCCUGUUCGUUCACCCCGUACGCCAGACAGCAGACAAAGUGGAGGCGCUUGUGGCCAAGGUCUUAGAAAUGGAGCAGGCAAAAAGAAAAUGGAGUAUUCGCGCACCGUCUUACCCAUUCCAUAAGGCAAUCAUGCGGACUAAUUACCAGGUAAGACACGACCGUGGAGGGCUGACAGCGGGCUUCUACUUUCGUAGCAAGAAACAACUGGAUAGAACAAUGGCGGAACUUCAGAGCAGUGCCUACAUUCCGGCGGCAAGACAUGCAGCAGGAGGGCAGGGCUUGAAGGAUGCGCCAGAACAGCCACCAGUGAUCGGAGAGUACCAAAAAGAACAAGAGUAUGACCAUGGCAAGAGUUCGGGCAAAGCACCUUUUCGAUAUCGAGCGUGGGAGAUGUUACACCGGUUACAAGGCUUCGAAUCACGGUUUGCUUUCAAAGUCACCCUGGUCACUACGCUUCUCUCUGUCCCUGCUUGGCUUCCACAGAGUCGAGGAUGGUGGAAUGAUAAUGAAAGCUGGUGGACUGUAGUCACGGUUUGGGCCAUGAUGCAUCCACGCGUUGGCGGGACCUUCCAGGACCUUGCUGUGCGGACCUUUUGCGCUGCCAUUGGUGCGAUCUGGGGUGGGCUCGCCUACGCAGCAGAUAACGGAAAUCCGUACGUGAUGGCCGUAUUUGCCGCCGUCUACAUGAUACCAAUGCUUUACCGUUUCCACGCAAAGCUCGCAUCCUCGUUCAGGAGUAGUUGGAUGCCUAAGCUUCACCGUGGUCUCAUUGAGCGCAUAUACGGAAGGUGGCUACCCAUCUGUCGUCGCCAUCGCCUGGACCAGAGGCCUUGCUUUUGUCGUGGGGUUGGUAGCCGCCUUGACCGUCAACUGGGUCCUCUGGCCUUUCGUCGCCCGCCACGAGCUCAGAAAAUCUUUAUCCAGCACGAUGCUCCAUUCAGCCAUCCUUUACCGUGGUGUCGUAGCCAAAUACAUCUACUACACGAAAGGUGA
Messenger RNA from Letharia columbiana, 2670 nucleotides. RefSeq lists its product as uncharacterized. The record is from RefSeq and is a predicted model, not a curated record. The coding region runs from base 1 to 2670 and encodes 889 amino acids. The transcript is spliced from 2 exons. Lineage: Eukaryota; Fungi; Ascomycota; Lecanoromycetes; Lecanorales; Parmeliaceae.